Cottoperca gobio is the source of this 3043-nucleotide messenger RNA. Its product is annotated as intestinal mucin-like protein. The record is from RefSeq and is a predicted model, not a curated record. Gene Ontology annotation, molecular function: hormone activity. NCBI's taxonomy places the organism in Eukaryota, Metazoa, Chordata, Actinopteri, Perciformes, Bovichtidae. The transcript has 20 exons. Gene Ontology annotation, cellular component: extracellular matrix; extracellular region. The annotation marks the transcript as partial.
ACGACAGAAAUUCCCUCAACAACAACUGAGGGAACAACAGCCAAGUCUACAGAAACAACAACAUCAGAAGGAACAACAGUAAAGAUUUCAACAACAAAGCCACCUAAAGAAGUCACCACUGGCCCUGUAACAACCUCUACCACAGCUGUUGUUGAAACUACGACCUCAGUGUCAGCUUUCACAACAACAAGUCCUGAAACAACAGUUGUAACAUCAAAACCUUCUGUUGUUUUUUCCACACCAACACUAUUAACCACAACAACAACAUGUGUCUGCAUUGUCAAUGGGACUUCACACCAUCCUGGGGAUAUGGUGUACAAUGUCACUGAUGGCUUAGGGUGGUGUUACUUUGCAUAUUGCAAUGCAUCUUGUAAAGUUGAGACGCAAUCCAGUCCAUGUCCCACCACACCGAUACCCAGCACAACCGCACCUUCUACCACUGCAGGGUUUGGCACCACUACGCAGGCCACAAUUUCUUCCACCACAACUGUUCCAAUCCCUUCUUCCACUGCAUCAACAACCUCAUCUACUACGUUGGACUGCACUGAUGUGAAUCCACCAAGAAAGAAUGGAGAGUCCUGGAAGUUUAGCAACUGCACCACAGCAACCUGCACCAAUGGCAAAAUCACAGAGACACGUAAUCCAUGUGCCACAGUACAACAACCCAUAUGUGCCAAUGGACGCAAAGAGGUCCAAGUCUACGAUGAUAACGGAUGCUGCUUCCACUAUGAAUGUGAAUGUGUGUGCAGUGGCUGGGCUGGAUCCCACUACAUGACUUUCGAUGGAAAAUCAUACAGUUUCAACAAGAACUGCUCUUACUACCUGGUCAAAGAGAUUAUUGCUAAAUACAACCUGACUAUUAUAGUAAAUAAACGUGACUGUGAGCCUUCUGACGUCACAUUCUGUCCCCAGACUCUCACUGUUACAUACCUAUCGUACACGGUAGUUUUGACUCAGUUGGAGACUUCAGGAACAGUAGUGAAUGUGGUCUAUAUGAAUCACAAACGUAUCUUUCCCGCCUACAGUAAUCCUGUCCUAUACAUCAAAAGCACAGAUAUGGUGAUCACAUUGGUGAUACCGGAGAUCGACACAAAAGUGGUCUACAGGGGCUCCUCAUUCAGCAUUGACCUUCCUUAUACCCUCUUUGGUGGGAACACUGAGGGACAGUGUGGGACCUGUGAUAACUCCCAGAACAAUGACUGUCGUUCUCCAAACGGCCAGGUGGAAAGCUGCUCAGACUCUGCAGGCCAGUGGCAUAUCCCAGGCACACCCUGUGUCAUCCCCACAACCCCACCAACUACUACGACAGCACCCAGGACCACCUCAACAACACAGCCCACUUGCAAACCUGCAAUUUGUGAUCUCUUAACCAGCAGUGUUUUUGAGCCAUGCCACACAGUCAUAUUCCCAGGACCAUUUGUCACAUCCUGUGUGUCUGACAAUUGCUACAGUGGCAAUAAGACCUGCUCCAGCCUGGAGGCCUACGCCACUGAGUGCUCUAAUGCAGGAGUCUGUAUCGACUGGAGGAAUGAAACCAAUGGGCUUUGUGAGCACAAGUGUCCAAGUAACAAAGUGUACGAGGCCUGUGGCUCCACUGUAGAGCCGACAUGCAAUGACAGAUACAACAAAAAGUUCCAGGCAGAUAGCGAGGCAUCCACUAUCGACACCAAGGAGGGCUGCUUCUGUCCUCCUGGCACCACCUUAUUCAACACAGUCUAUGACAUGUGUGUCACCUCCUGUGAUUGUGUUGGACCUAAUGGACAACCAAAGCAGCCUGGUGACACAUGGACAAGUGACUGCAAUACCUGUGUGUGUGACAUGGAUUCCAUGAGCAUCCAGUGUGAGCCUGUUCAAUGCCCAACAGUACAGAGCCCCAUCUGCAGUGGAGCAGGCCAGCAGCUGGUCAACCACACAGAGGGCUGCUGCUCGACACAGUCCUGUGAGUGCAACAUAAACCUGUGUCCAGCUCCUCUCACCUGCCCGCUGGGCUUCCAACUCAACGUCACCAACAGCAGCUGCUGCCAAUCCUACGAGUGUGUUCCUAAAGGUGUAUGUGUGUAUGACAUGAAUGAGUACAAGCCUGGUGCCAAGAUACCAACACCAGGAACACCAUCAGAACCACCACUGGCAGCACCAUCAGGACCAGAACAAGCAUCAAGAACAACAUCAGCACCAUCAGGAACAUCGGGACCGAUAUUAGAAGAGUUUUUUAUACCCAAGCCCUGCCAGGAGUGUUACUGUAGCCCCAAAAGGGAUCCCAUCACCAAGCUGAACAUCAUUACCUGCAAACCUAUUGUCUGCAACACAAAGUGCUUUGAAGGUUAUGAAUAUCAGACUGUACCUGACAAGUGCUGCGGGACGUGUGUUCAGAAGAGCUGUAUUUUCACCACACCUGACAACACAACACAUAUCAUUGAGGUCAACAACACCUUUGUACCCACUAUUGACAAGUGUGUGCAAUAUACCUGUGAGAAGAUCAAUGGACAGCAUGUUACCAAGGAGACCAAGACCACUUGUCCUCCCUUUAACCCCUUGGACUGUGAACCUGGCACCGAGACUACUGACGCUAAUGGAUGCUGCAACACCUGCAAGCUGCAGAGCCUCUGUGAGGUCCAGAGUAAGCAAGCAGUCAUGGAAGUGAGCGGCUGUGCAAGCCUGCAGCCGGUCAACAUGACGUCCUGCGCUGGACACUGUGGAAGCUCGGCCAUAUAUUCUGCAGCGGCUAACAUGAUGACGCACCAGUGUGAGUGUUGCCAAGAGGCCACCACCAGUAAGAAGGAGGUGGUGCUGACCUGUGCCGACGGCUCCAAGGUCCAGCACAGCUACACUGCAGUGGAGACAUGCCGCUGCAGCAAAGCGUGUGGCGGGAACAACGUCUAAACUGCACCCCGGCAGGAGACCCGAUCAAUAACUGCUGUACACUGGACUGAAACCUUUCAAACACUAUGCAGGACCUAACCUUAGGCCUUCUUACUCUUGUCAGGUUUUAUUAUUUAUAGCUAAACAUGUGCUCUUUUCCAGUGUCACAACAUACUACUGUGAU